GUGCUUGCAGGGGUUGAGCUCUGGCUCUUUGGUCUCAACUGUCAAUCAACUGGUGUACAGAUUCUUGGGAUAUGAGGACAAGAAACUGGGAUAUGAGGACAAGAAGCUGGGACAUGAAGACGGUGUUAAAUGACCAGUGCCUAACGACCUGGACCAUCGGGAAUCGAACGUCGACUCUGCAAGAAGCGAGACCGUUGCUGUAUACCGACCAAUCCAAGUGGUCGGGUCUGAUAUAAGACGACUGCUUGGAGGGUGGCCCCAUCUGUUUCCCACAACGCCAACCCUCUGCCACCAGCAACGCUGACAACGUUGUUAAAAACAAGUUUACCCUGCCGCCAUCAACGCAGAUAACAACGCUCGGUAGCCAGCCCGUCUUCUCGUGCGUUUACAACGUCACUAAACCGAUGUACUAAAUUAACACAACCUAACUUAACCGAGGAUCCACGUAUAGAAAACGCGACAGCACGUCAAUUUUGCGAGCCGCUAUGAUUUUUAGUACAUCAGUUUUUGCCCUUAGGGGAUUUAUUCAUCAAAGUGUCGAGUAUUAUUCGAGUGGACGGGUUGCUGUAGAAACCCUCAACUUUCAGCCAACGGAUGUCCGCUCCCAUUAACCCCUGCGUCGUUACUACUCACAACAUUAUCAAUAUAUUCACGCCCAAUUAUGCAAUCAUCUGAUUCUCAGACGUCAUCGAGAGGCGACCAUCAGCUUAUUGGUGGCCCUUAUUGCCGCCAAAAUCUUCAAGAGUUGUUAACGCCGCCAAUGGAACUAACGCAACUAACAGCUAACGAGUCACCGUGCAUGGCGUUAAACCAAGCACCUGAUCCUCUCGAUAUUAUCAGCUGAUUCCGAAGAUGUCGCAGAAACGUCUACAGAAACUCGACAUCGACGUCAAGAAUUCAUCGUUGUUCAUCGGCCAAAAUAGUGAAAUUGAAUCAUAUUUGCCUCCGGGUGCAUUGCCCGGGGAAAAAGAGGAUUAUAUUUUCUUAAACCUUGUUGGUAAAAAAAAAUUGAAUUAAUAUUAUUUGUUAAAUAUGUGACAUUUAUAUUUUUAUACCAAGUGCAGAUAAUAAACAUAAACCAGCUACUCUUAUUUAUAUACAGUAAGUGUGAAUAUGUUCGUGUGUUCAAUUUAAGUUCAAGUAUGUUUAUUGAGACAAGAAAGAAAUACAUCUCAAAGGGAUAGAGUAGCUUAGGCUAUUUCUACGUUGUCGAACAGCCGUUUCAGCCGUUAUAAAAAUAUAAUCAAUAAUGACGCAAAACUGCGUAUAAAUUCGAUCAUAUUAAUGUUCAAUCUUCAUAUGACAACUAAUGAAGGGAAAACUCAUUGUAGAGAUGGCUUAUAGUGACAACACGUGCAAGACCUGAACUAAACUAAACUGCAGUAAUAACAUAAUUCGUGAACACUACGAGUUGUUUAACAAAAGUUUAAACAAGCCAUUCGGCCCUGCCUUUAACUAUCUCUCCCCCUCAAGUAAGUAAUUAUCAAAAGAAGGUACCAAGCCGGGAAUAAGGCUAUGUAGCACCAUCAAAUGUGCGGGACAAUCAUAGGGCCUCGCGUUUCAAGUGAAGAGUUAAAACGGAUACCAAAUACAAAUCCAACAGAAGCCCUAAAUGAGUCGGAGAGACUAAACCAAUAGCAGAUAUUUAAGACGAGUGUGUUUAGUGAGGAAAAACUGUGUAAGUGUUGGCCAGGACCGAAGGGAACACAAACGAGGAAGGUUCUUACUGAAGAAUUUAACUCACAAGAGACUAAUCCAGUCACACAAGAAACACAGGAUUUAUGACCUUGAAAUAACCAAAAUGUCUCAGUUUAAGCUUUGCAGAGUGACGUGGAUGCAGACAACGUUAUGGGGGCUGCUAGCUGUGUGGCUCUCUGGCGGCUCGUGGGCGGCUGCCAUAGCCUUCACCAACAAUGCAGAUGAUAAUGAGACAGAAAGAGUUGCAAGUUCAUUUCACAACACGUCAGAGUGUGAAAAUGACAAGCCCCACCACGACGGGAUCCGCUUGGUCACUUUGCGGUGGAGCGAGGUGGGCGUUUACUACACAAUAACUGCUUUUGUCAUAAUAGCAGGCCUUACCAAGCUAGGUUUCCAUCACCUUCACUGGAUCGCCAACAGGGUCCCGGAGUCGUGCGUCUUAGUCGUCCUUGGAGUCGCUCUAGGCCUCAUUGUAUUUUUCACCACACAUGAUCCAGACCCUACGGACUCUUGUCACCAUCACAUCGAGCUACCGCAUUUUACAUCUGACAAGUUCUUUUUCGUCCUGCUACCCCCUAUUAUCCUGGAUUCGGCCUACUCCCUUCAUGACCGAUCCUUCUUUGAUAACCUGGGCACAGUCCUCGUCUUUGCCGUCAUCGGAACGAUAUUCAAUAUUUUUACAAUUGGCCCCUCACUGUAUGGCUUGGCAGCUGCUGGCGCCAUGGGAAACAUCACCUUCUCGUUUCCAGAGAGUUUAGUGUUUUCUUCUCUUAUCUCGGCUGUGGAUCCAGUGGCCGUUUUGGCCAUUUUCCAGGAACUUGGGGUCAAUAAAGACCUCUACUUUCUCAUCUUCGGAGAGUCACUUCUGAAUGAUGGUGUGACAGUUGUAAUGUACAACACAAUGCAGGCCUUCAUGUCCAUGACGACGGUGACAGUGGGCCAGUAUGCUCUGGCUAUCGCUGCGUUCUUCAUCGUUGUGUGUGGUGGCAUCUUCAUCGGUAUCAUCUUUGGUUGUCUGACAGCCCUCAUUACAAAAUCUACAACAGACGUUCGAGUUCUUGAGCCUUUGGCACUCCUGGGUCUGUCCUACCUGAGUUACCUAACCGCCGAGCUGUUUCAUUUCUCGGGCAUUAUUAGUCUUAUUGUCUGUGGGCUUCUCCAAGCACAUUAUGCUUUCGCAAAUAUCUCACAGAAGUCAUAUACAUGUGUCAAAUACUUCACCAAAAUGGCCAGUGCAACAUGUGACACCAUCAUCUUCAUGUUCCUGGGGAUGGUGCUUGUGAGCAACGACCAUGUCUGGCACACGGGUUUUGUACUCUGGAGCAUCGUUUUGUGUUUUAUCUUCAGGUUUGUUGGGGUGUUUAUGCUAACGGGAAUUAUGAAUAGCUACCGGGUAAAGAAGAUCGGUGUAGAGGAGCAGUUCAUCGCAGCGUAUGGUGGGCUGCGCGGGGCCGUGGCCUUCUCUCUGGUCAACAUGCUAGACAAGAGCUUACAGCCACGCAGGAUAUUUGUCACAACUACACUUGUUGUUAUUCUUUUCACCAUCUUCAUUCAGGGAAUGACAAUUAAACCGUUAGUCAACCUCCUUCAAAUUCAAAAAAAAAAAUCUGGCAAGAAAAAUCUAAGUGAGGAAAUUAAUGACACAACCAUGGACCACAUCAUGGCUGGGGUGGAAGAGAUUCUUGGCCAGCAUGGAGAUUUCUACCUCAGGGAGCUAAUGGUACACUAUAAUGACAAAUACCUGAAAAAGUGGUUUCUACGACCCACUUGUGAAACAAAACUACAAAGGCUUUUUGAAAAAAUUGCAAUAUCAGAGCAUUAUGCUCACCUCUAUGGUCCAGUAGCCAUGAUUGAGGAUAAAGUCACACCUCUCUGUGCCUCAACCAAGAGAGAUAAAAGAUCGCGAGGUUCGUCCUUCUCAUCAUCACAUAAGGAUGAGAUAAUGCUUCAACCAAGGUUGCGCCUCGAGGAUGAAGAUGAAGAUCUCACACACAACAUUCCUGGCCUUGUUAAUGAUGGGAACGUUCAACUAAGGAAGAAGCGUGGAUCAUUCGUACACGUGAGACAAGCUCGGGUGGCUUCCGAAGUGUCCCAGGGCUCCGCUCAACAGCACGAUGAUGAUGCACACGCACUGCGUAAAGCUUUCAGGAGCAACCCAUAUAAUAAGCUUCACUACAAGUACAAUCCCAAUCUGGUCGGCGAGGAGGACCAGGAACUGGAUGAGCAUCUCCACCGCCGCCACCUCAAUGCUCGUAGGAUGACUCGUCUAGCAAGCUCAUCUCGUCUUCCAAAUUAUAACAAUCUUUCAGAAGAUCCACAGCUACGUCGCAGGACAGGUCUAGAUAAUACAGAUUUGCCACAAGGAGUGGCAGAGCUGGUGGAGCGCCACUUUGCUCGCCGCAGAACCAUGUCAUGCCACCAUCGAGGUGUGCCGCCCUUACAAACCUGUCUGUCCUCACCCGAACCUGGAGCUACUUACCCUUCCACAAUGCAUAUCCUACAAGCACUGCAAGAAGCUGUCGAACCAAGUUCUAGCCUUCCAGACAUUAGAACCGAAGCUACCGAGGCUUUAACAGACAGAGCUCCGUCAGUGUUUUCCGAUCCUGGUGGGCGUGGGGUUGAACUCAACAGAGAUAUAGAACUGGAAAGUCUAGAACCUUAUAUUACGACUGAGAAUAGUAAUGGCGAUGAAGAAAUACCUCUGGUAACCACUGUUCAAGAGGAUUCAAGUGUUCAAAGCUCUAAGACUCCUAAUAGAGAUGAUUUGGUUUAAAUAUAGAAAUAAAGACAAUUUAAUUUGUAAUAUUAAUAAGAAAACAAAACUUACUGCUGUUAGUGUGAUACAUUAUGUAAUUUAUACUACAUAAUGUAUUAUGCAAUAUAAAUUAUGUAUUAUGUAAUAUAAAUCUACAUAUAUGAAAUCUAUCAUAUAUCAUGUUCAAAAUGAAAAUACAUAGUAAAGCAAUUUCUGUGAUUUUUUUUAAUAUAUAUAUGAAGAAAGAUGAGGUUAUGAUGGAUUUGUACUUACCUAAAUGUGCUUCAGGGUUACUAUGAAGAUAAUAUCACUAUACAAGAUAACUCCUACACUUACUUAUGAUGUAAGUCAUGACUUACCUUGUCAAGUAACUCCUGGCAAGGUAAGUCAUACACCUUUGUAUGCACUGAAGUGGAUGUAGGUCCAUUUAUUUUUUCCAAUAGGGGCAGGGGAGAGGAGGGGGUUGUAUGGGGAGUGAAUGGGUCGAAUGAAAUCUCUAAUGAAACGAGUCGGCCUCGCCCCCUUAUAGCUUGUUUAUGCAAGGACACUGUAACAGUGAAAAUAGGCUUGUAGAAAAAAGAAGAGUAAGAAUAAUGAUAUACAUAUUAUAUGAUGAAAUUGGUCUCCAAACUAUCGCUUGUAAUGACAUGUAAUGAGCUGUAUAAUCCUUAAGACUGUACUUCUUAAGCAAAUUUUGGAAAAUGCCGUAUUGUGACAUUUGAUAAUUUGCUUGGUGUGGAUAAAGACCUUAGUGACCCAUCAGUGAACUAAGUACAGUAAUACCUGUAUAUCUUGCACCCAUUGUGAUAUUUCCUUUGAUAAACAAUUUAAUUUUGUAUACUACAGUAUAUCUCAAAUAUUUAUAAUUAUAUUUUUAUUGUUAGAGAGUUUUAGAUAGAGAUACAGUAUUUGAGUCUGCUAAUUAACAUAUAAAUUCAGUGUAAAUAACGCUCUAGCCUUAAAAACACUAUACAGUACUUCACGUAUGUAAUUUUUUACAUUAAAGAACUUAAUUAUAUUUUUAACAUUAAAAUAGUUAUAAUUAUGUAGUGUGUUUGCUGGGAAGUACUUCGUAAUGCUUUAGCAAAUCACCCUUUUAGUGAUAAUUUGUAUUCCAAGUACCAGUACCUGCACCUGUAUAAUUAUUUAUACAACUGCAGGCUACUAUUUAACAUAUUUCAUUCCUUGUAUGUAAUUUACCCCAUGUGUAUAGUAUGCUGUUUAGUUUGGUUUUUCAGUUCUGGUUUAAUAAAGUUAUGACUGUAGAGCUGACACAACAAAUACUGAGAGGAUAUGUGACCAAACUACUAUACUCUGAAAGGGCAUUAACCUUUUUUGCUGUUAAUGUUACAAUCAUAUGACAAAGAAAAACCUUUAUUCUUGAGAAUCGGAAUUUUACCAAAACCCUAAAAAAAGUGUUCACGACCUAGUGGAAUAUGACCGAACAUCUGGUAAUCAAUACGGGGGGUUGGACCUGGUAUGUGCAGCCAUCUGGGUGGGGAGGUUCAUUAUACAAGUAAACAUUAUACAAUGCUGUAGCUCCAGUUAAGCUAAGAAUACCUCCCACACACCUCGCAUCUGUUACAAAUAAUCAGUGUAAUUUAAGAUGUCAUGUUCUGUUUAUUUAAACUUUGAGAUUGCUCUGUUUUUCUCUAGUUAUGUUAAAUGUUUUCUUGUUCAAGACUCAGCCACCAUAUCUUAUUAGAAAUGUAUAACAAUAAGAAAAUAACUAUGCCUUUUUUUUCUCUAUAUUAAUUUGUGUUAAGUCUAAAAUACUUAAAAUUCCUCUGAGUAUGUUUAUAUGUUUUAUAUAUGAUAUCCUUUGUAUUGAGAACACUUUUCAUGGUACAGAACCGAGUUUCUUGGAACAUUUUUUAUAUUGAAUAACCAGAUGGGACUCCCAGCUGUGCCCGGGAACACUUAUGGCCUUAUAUUGAGCUACAUGGACAACAAGUGUCUUAUUGAGCAGUUGGUUUUCAAACUAGAAAAACAAAGAAAAUUAUUUAUCCCUAUUUCAGCUCUGUGGUCAUCAAACCAAACCUGAAAUUUGACAGCAACGGGUUAAGGGCAGUUAAUGAGUAAAAUAUUACAUAAAUAUGUUCACAUGUUAUUAGUGCUGUAAUUAUAAAAAAUAUAAACUAUGUAAAAAUGUAAUCACACUUGUAACUUUUAUAUAUAAAAUAUUAUUAUUA
Procambarus clarkii (red swamp crayfish) is the source of this 6645-nucleotide messenger RNA. Lineage: Eukaryota; Metazoa; Arthropoda; Malacostraca; Decapoda; Cambaridae. The record is from RefSeq and is a predicted model, not a curated record.